This is a messenger RNA of Fulvia fulva, 633 nucleotides long. RefSeq names its product Tripeptidyl-peptidase sed1. Gene Ontology annotation, biological process: proteolysis. The record is from RefSeq and is a predicted model, not a curated record. The coding region runs from base 1 to 633 and encodes 210 amino acids. Gene Ontology annotation, molecular function: tripeptidyl-peptidase activity; serine-type endopeptidase activity. Lineage: Eukaryota; Fungi; Ascomycota; Dothideomycetes; Mycosphaerellales; Mycosphaerellaceae. The transcript has 2 exons.
AUGUACAACAUCUCCAAGGCUACCAAGGCUGCGAAGGGUAACGAGCUCGGUAUCUUCGAGGAAGGCGAUUUCUAUGCGUCUGAGGAUCUAAUCGAGCUCUUUGCGACGUUGGCCCCGUACAUUCCGCUUACCACGAGGCCGAAGCUGGAGGGUGUCGACAGUGGUUUUGCUCCGGGCGUGUUCGCCGGUGGCGAAAGUGAUCUUGACUUCCAGAUCUCUUACCCAAUCAUCUAUCCACAAAACAGCAUCCUCUUCCAGACGGACGAGAUCUUCUACGCCUCUGGCCUCGAAGGUGAAGGUGGCUUUCUUAACACCUUUCUCGAUGCCAUCGACGGCUCUUACUGCACAUACAGUGUAUUCGGCGAGACAGGCAACGCCGCCAUCGAUCCGGUCUAUCCCAACCCAAACCCUCUGGGCUACCAAGGAAAACUGCAGUGUGGCGUCUACAAGCCAACCAACGUUAUCUCCAUCUCUUACGGCGAACAGGAAGAUGAUCUUCCCACGAACUAUCUACAGCGUCAAUGCAGUGAGUUCAUGAAACUCGGCAUGCAGGGUGUCUCGGUCGUGAUCGCUUCGGGAGAUUCUGGCGUUGCUGCGAGGAGUACUGUUGACAACAACGCUGAUGUUAUGUGA